Cyphellophora attinorum is the source of this 996-nucleotide messenger RNA. RefSeq lists its product as uncharacterized. Gene Ontology annotation, molecular function: transporter activity. The coding region runs from base 1 to 996 and encodes 331 amino acids. Gene Ontology annotation, biological process: transport. NCBI's taxonomy places the organism in Eukaryota, Fungi, Ascomycota, Eurotiomycetes, Chaetothyriales, Cyphellophoraceae. The transcript is spliced from 4 exons. The record is from RefSeq and is a predicted model, not a curated record.
AUGUCGCCAACAUGCCCAGCUCUUCCUCCCAACGCCUACGCCGAAGGUAUGCCAAUUCAUGGGUCUAUGACUUUCCAGCGACUCGUGCAAAUCAUUGCAUGGAUCUGCUUCGCAGUAACAGCAGUUCUCUGCAUUGGACUAUCCAGCCUCCACUUCCGACGCUAUCGAAGUCCCAACGAACAACGAAAUGUGUUUCGCAUUAUCAUCUUCCCAGUGGUGGCAUGUUUAGUCUCCGUGGUCUGCAUUCACACCUAUCAUGCCAGUAACUAUAUUGCACCCAUCGCGUCACUGUACGAGGCUGUCGCUCUGGUCGCUCUGUACCUCCUCUACGUACACUACGUUGCCCCAGAGCCCAGGUCCAGGGCGGACGUCUUCCAGAGGCUUAUCUAUACAACAAAGAAGGGCGAAUCUAAGCCCGGUCAGGGCUAUAGCUUGCUACGAAGCUCGUGGAGAGUUCUCUUCACUUACUUGGUCGUCUACUUCAUCCUCGUGAUCGCAACGGAGAUCACGCUUGCGAUCGGCGUCUACUGUGAGACUUCGAAUAAGCCACACUUCGCACACGUCUGGAUACAAGCCUUUGAGUUGAUCGCCACUAUCACUGCUCUCGUCACGAUCUUCCGCUUCCAGCGUACAUUGAAGCACCACAUGAGCGGUCGCAAGGCUCUGCCGAAACUUGUGAUUUUCAAGCUCUUUGUAAUCAUCGUCACGGUCCAGCGGUUCGUCUUCAGCAUAAUCGGUGGUCAUGUCAAGGGCAGCGACAAGAUCACGUACAGCGACGUCACGAUUGGUUUGCAGUCGUUAUUGGUAUGUCUGGAGGCUUUAGUCACUCAGAUCGCAUUCUUCUUCUGCUUCAGUCCAAAAGAGUUCUCUGGGAUAGGCCACCAGUCAGACAAGGAAGGCGUGGCACUUGGUCCAUUGGCAGCCCUCUGCCACGCAUUGAACCCGAAAGAUCUGGUUGUUGGCCUUGGCCAAGCCUACGGACUCGUGGAGCUCUGA